Trichoderma asperellum CBS 433.97 is the source of this 1949-nucleotide messenger RNA. RefSeq lists its product as uncharacterized. The record is from RefSeq and is a predicted model, not a curated record. Lineage: Eukaryota; Fungi; Ascomycota; Sordariomycetes; Hypocreales; Hypocreaceae. Gene Ontology annotation, biological process: mitochondrial transmembrane transport; monoatomic ion transport. Gene Ontology annotation, molecular function: monoatomic ion transmembrane transporter activity. Gene Ontology annotation, cellular component: mitochondrial inner membrane.
UGACGGCAUCUGCUCUGCUCCCAUCUUCAAAGGGCAUCUCUACUACCAAUAUGGCUGUUUAUUUGGCGUGCCAUGUAUUACCAGCAGUGGGGGCUCUUUCUGGACCACUAAGAAUUGCCCAAAUAAAUCCUCUGCCAACGUAAGAGCCGAGAUCGGGGUCGCGCAGCAAACACUUAUUAGUACUACCUACCUAACAAAGAGCUGCGCUUAUCGUCGUCUUGAGAUUCGGCACAAGUUUCGCUGGGACGCUUUGGGCCAAAAAGUUGGACUUUGCGCACCCCGCAGGUGGAUUGAACGUUGACAAUUCGCAUCUCUCACCAGCCCAACGACAACAGCUACAGGCAUUGGCAGAGACAGCUGGAUUGAAUCGCUUCGACGUCAAUCGACUUCUGCACGCCAUGUCCGCUUCUUUGCCUGGGUCGCGGGACCUGCCUUCGUCCCAGUAUGACCUGUCAACAUACUAUGGACGUGUGAGACACACGAUGAGCAUCACGGAUCCAAGCACCCUGCUUGCUGGUUCGAAAGGACUCGAGAAUGCCAAAAGACUUGUCACAGAGUAUAAGACUGGAAAACUGCAACACAUGACACCAGAACUAUGGCACGCGAAGAAGAUUGUAGACUCGACUCUCCACCCCGACACCGGAGAACCAGUUUUCCUGCCUUUCCGAAUGUCCUGCUUCGUCCUAUCGAACCUGAUCGUCACGGCCGGCAUGCUACAGCCUGGUCUGGGAACAGCGGGCACAGUGGCAUGGCAGGUUGCCAACCAGUCCCUCAACGUUGCCAUCAACAGCUCGAACGCAAAUAAAUCCUCCCCGAUGACCACUGCGGAUCUUGCCAAGUCCUACGGCAUCGCCGUCACGGCCUCUUGCUCGGUGGCGCUCGGACUCAACGCCCUGGUGCCGAGAUUGAAGGUCUCCCCCAGCACACGAAACGUUCUGAGCAGACUUGUGCCCUUUGCCGCUGUCGCUACCGCCGGUGCCCUGAACGCUUACCUGAUGCGACGAGGAGAGAUCGUCACGGGCAUUGACGUUCGCCCUGUGCUCUCUGACGAGGAGAAGAAGAAACUGACCGAGGAAGGAAAAUCCGAGGCAGAUGUGCCUUCUUUGGGAAGGAGUCAGAAGGCAGCCAAGAUUGCAGUGUACGAAACUUCGGCCAGCCGUGUCAUUAACAACACACCUAUCAUGAUCAUCCCGGCUAUGACUCUCUACCACAUCCAGUUCAAGCAGGCUUGGUAUAAGAACUUGAUGGAGAAGGAGUGGAUCAAGGCUCGACCGCGAGUUGCCGCCUCAAUUCCCAUUGGUAUCAACUUGGGACUGAUUGCGGCUGUUGGAUUUGUGGCUCUUCCUCUGGCACUUGCAGUCUUCCCCCAGAAGCAGGAAAUCAGCGCCGACAGCCUGGAGCCUGAGUUCCAUGGCAAGGGAGGCAACGGUGGCAAGGUCUGGUUCAACCGUGGUCUGUAAAAGAACAUGGAAACACUCUGGACAAUAUAUAUGAUACCGCUUCUCGACAUGGAUUGGCGAGGAGAUGGGCGCUUUUCAAGCGCUUCGGCCGGGCUCGUUUAUUCGACGAUGAACCCGGCAAGCAUAAUGGUGACUUGUCCGACAAAUAUGAAAAUAUUACUUGGAUGGAUGCUUUAUUCAAGAAAUAUCUAACGGAGAAGUGGCUGGGCAAAGGCUUGGGAAGUCCCCGAGCAGACAGGUGUCACAGCCACUGGGUUGGGCUGAAGGAGAGGUGGCAUUGGUAGACAGCAGGAGGCUGAGCGCAUAGAAUUUAUGCCCAGACGUUUAUGCAAAGCUUCAUUUUUGCGUGGCAUUUGCUUUUCUUUAGACGAUAUAGUAGAUAGAAGACGGUACAGUAGAUAAAAGACCAUGACGAGCUAUGUUGAUGAAUUAGUCGAGGAAACGUCGCAUUGCAUUGCGUGUUGUCUGAGCGUGAACCGGGGAUUGAAG